UCCUCUUUCAACAUGACAGAUGCCGCUGUGUCCUUCGCCAAGGACUUCCUUGCAGGUGGAGUGGCCGCGGCCAUCUCCAAGACCGCGGUAGCACCCUUCGAACGGGUCAAGCUGCUGCUGCAGGUGCAGCAUGCCAGCAAGCAAAUCACCGCAGAUAAGCAGUACAAGGGCAUUAUUGAUUGUGUGGUUCGGAUCCCCAAGGAGCAGGGAGUCCUGUCCUUCUGGCGUGGUAACCUGGCCAAUGUCAUCAGAUACUUCCCCACCCAAGCUCUCAACUUUGCCUUCAAAGAUAAAUACAAGCAGAUCUUCCUGGGUGGUGUGGACAAGAGGACCCAGUUUUGGCGCUACUUUGCCGGGAAUCUGGCAUCCGGUGGUGCUGCUGGGGCGACAUCCUUUUGCUUCGUGUACCCUCUUGAUUUAGCCCGUACCCGUCUAGCAGCUGAUGUGGGGAAAGCUGGUGCCGAAAGAGAGUUCAAAGGCCUUGGUGACUGCCUGCUUAAGAUCUCCAAGUCUGAUGGGAUUAAGGGUCUGUACCAAGGCUUUAAUGUGUCUGUGCAAGGCAUUAUCAUCUACCGGGCUGCCUACUUCGGUAUCUAUGACACUGUAAAGGGAAUGCUUCCAGAUCCCAAGAAUAUUCACAUCUUUGUGAGCUGGAUGAUCGCUCAUUCCGUCAUGGCUGUGGCUGGGUUGACUUCCUACCCAUUCGACACUGUUCGUCGUCGCAUGAUGAUGCAGUCAGGGCUGAAAGGAACUGAUAUCAUGUACACAGGCACGGUUGACUGCUGGAGGAAGAUUGCAUGUGACGAAGGAGGCAAAGCUUUUUUCAAGGGUGCAUGGUCCAAUGUGUUCAGAGGCAUGGGUGGCGCUUUUGUGCUUGUGUUGUAUGAUGAAAUCAAGAAGUACACAUAA
This is a messenger RNA of Chrysochloris asiatica (Cape golden mole), 909 nucleotides long. Its product is annotated as ADP/ATP translocase 2-like. The transcript has a single exon. Gene Ontology annotation, cellular component: mitochondrial inner membrane. Gene Ontology annotation, biological process: mitochondrial ADP transmembrane transport; mitochondrial ATP transmembrane transport. Gene Ontology annotation, molecular function: ATP:ADP antiporter activity. Lineage: Eukaryota; Metazoa; Chordata; Mammalia; Afrosoricida; Chrysochloridae. The record is from RefSeq and is a predicted model, not a curated record. The coding region runs from base 13 to 909 and encodes 298 amino acids.